AUGGAUGAACCCCGGAAUUUUUCCUCUGACGGGGAUGCGGUCUCGAAUGUCGACCCCAGGGAGGUCAUCGACCGCGUUCCAACCGAGUUACUAGUGCAAGUGUUUCUACUCGCAACCGGGGAGCUUCGGGAGAUAGGCCUUGUAGUUCCCGCCAAGUGGUAUAGUCACACCAAGAUGGAGACCCGCUCUCUCAUUUCCUUGACUCACGUCUGUCGGAAGUGGCGUCAAGUCGUCCUUCAAGCUCCCCUUCUUUGGACGCGUAUGAACUGCUACACUCCGUCGCAACUCCGUGCGUUUUGGGAGCGCUCCCGCGGACUCCCCAUUUCUCUGGCCAUUCACCACAACGACAUUGAACACUACGUCGGCACGAGUUCAACGCCGGAAGCCACUCGGGAUAAAAUCGAGGAAAUUCUUGCUGUCACUCAUCAACUUGUCCGUAGUUUGGAUUUGCGACUCGAGGGUGAAGACGGUAUGGACCACAGCCCGCCUUCGUGGCUCUCCUCAUGCGACAUGCCCAAUCUCGAAGUUCUCGUUCUCUCCAUCCGACGUGACAGGAAAACACGCGUGUCGCGCAAAAACGCUCUCAUCGGGAACAAUGUGCGCUCGCUGAAGGCUCUCGCAAUCACGGAGCUCGGUGGAUGGUUCCCUGUCGACAUGUUUCCUAGCCUCACUCAUCUGCUCCUGGAUUGCACCAACGCAUCGAUCAAAGAACUUCUGCGCUUACUACGAGACUGUCCAAAAAUCGAAGUCUUGCAUCUUCCCGGGUCAUACUUCGAAUUCGACGGCGUAGUUGCAGAUCCAGUCUCCCUCCCCACGCUGAAGUUGCUGGCGUUCACCGGCGCAGAUUCGAAGACACUGGACCUCCUUCGCUUCGUUCACAUCCACCACACAGUGCCGAUCCGGAUGAUGUCGACGUUUAUCAGCGUCGAUGACUCCGAAGAAACGUUCUCCCCAGAAGAUAUAUUCCCCAUUCCCUUCGACAUCAUCCCCUCCAUACGCGGGGCCACCCACCUCGACAUCCGAAUGAACGAAGGUCUUUUCGAAGUCCACUUCGCCCUACACGGCGCCGCCUCCGGAUUGUGGAUGUUCGGCUCGCCCUACCCUACCUACGGCUACCAGUGGCUCGUCGACCAGAUCCGCCGUCUUUCCACGGACGCCCCCCUCUCCGACGUCACCUCCGUCGUCCUCGACAUCCCCGGCAGCAGCCCCGCCGUCCUCGUCGAUCUCCUCCGCCACCUCCCCAGCCUCGAGACGCUCACCCUGCGCCUCUACUGCCCCGGGAAAGGCGGCUGGCAGAUCGGCAGCGGCGGACGGAUCCCGUUCGAAGGCUCCCCCGCCGACGUCCUCGGCGCCCUCUGCGACGCGCUCGCUGGCCAGGCCGGCGCGCACGCGUCCGAGCCGCCCACGUGCCCCGCGCUGCGCGCGCUCGCGGUGUGCGCGAACAUCGGCACGGACGUCUGCGAAGACGUGCAGGCGGAGCUCGAUCGCUGGCGCGCGCGCCUGGAGGAGAUGCUCGACGCGCGCGCGGCGACGGCGGCGCCGAUUCGCAGCCUCCGCGUCCAGCCUACCAACCGCGCGUACUGCGGGUACGGGCGCGAUCAGGGAUUCGACUUGGAGGCGACGAGGGCGGCGUUCGAGGAGGGGCUGUCCGCGCGGGUGGAGAAGUACUCCUGGGUGCCGCCCGGAGAGACGUUCUUCGAGGAGUUUAAGCUGUGGCCGCUUUGGAGGGUUGGGGGAGAGGAAGAGUAUUGGAGGCUGGAUUCGAAGUAUCAGCCCACCUACCGCGCUCCCGAGAGAUCGUGA
Messenger RNA from Epithele typhae, 1803 nucleotides. RefSeq lists its product as uncharacterized. The coding region runs from base 1 to 1803 and encodes 600 amino acids. Gene Ontology annotation, molecular function: protein binding. The record is from RefSeq and is a predicted model, not a curated record. Lineage: Eukaryota; Fungi; Basidiomycota; Agaricomycetes; Polyporales; Epitheliaceae. The transcript is spliced from 2 exons.